Messenger RNA from Fusarium oxysporum Fo47, 770 nucleotides. RefSeq lists its product as uncharacterized. The coding region runs from base 1 to 750 and encodes 249 amino acids. The transcript has a single exon. The record is from RefSeq and is a predicted model, not a curated record. Lineage: Eukaryota; Fungi; Ascomycota; Sordariomycetes; Hypocreales; Nectriaceae.
AUGAGUCAAACCAGUCUCGUCGAGUCUAGUUCUUCUGGGGAAACUCCCCGUAAUGCAUUAUCACUCCGACUAGAGGCGCCUCUCUUCUCCCAGGUAUCCAUUUCUCCCACCAAACAAUCAUUCAACAUCCAAGGCCGCUACGUGUACGAAACAGAAGCCAGCCCAGCCACGCCAACUUAUCACAUCUCCAAUCGCAAUACCCAAGCCGGUAAUCCGUGGCAGUUACAAAUAUGCCGCCUUCUACCAAGUGAAGUUCGUCGCCUUGGUGAGGCUACAGGAAACGACGCUUUCAUCAGAUACGAUGAUGAUUUGACACUUUACUCUGGCGAAAAGAUGAACAUCCCCUUCAGUUUCGCCGCUGGUCUCGGUCCCACGCCGCUCAUUGUUAUCAGGGGCCAGAAGAGAGGAACUAUUCAGGGAAGCAUCGUGAUGGAGAAGUCUGGCCGAUCAUGCAAGUUCUACCACAUGAUUCCUAUCAAGCGCGCCUUGACCAAGGCAGAAGAGGACAGGAUGCAGGCUCUUAUGCAUAAACGUGGAUACCGUGACUCUGAUGAUUGGAAGAAAAAGCUUUUGUUGACGGUGCAGGAGAACUCAAUCAAGGUAACUGAGUGGAUUGAUGAGUAUGAAUCUAUUGUUGCGGUUGAGAAAGACGAUAAGCUGGAGUUUUCGGGAGAGAUACAGGCGGAGAAGAAGGAUCUUGUUGUUGCGUGCUGGGCCUGCAAGGGAUUUGUAUUGGACAAGAACAUCUAGAUAAAUAUCAGACUGCGGAG